This is a messenger RNA of Nipponia nippon (crested ibis), 2250 nucleotides long. NCBI's taxonomy places the organism in Eukaryota, Metazoa, Chordata, Aves, Pelecaniformes, Threskiornithidae. The record is from RefSeq and is a predicted model, not a curated record.
AUGAAGGACCUGGUAGCACUCCAGAUGAGCCGACGUCACAGACUGACUGGAUAUGAUACCAUGAAGAAUAAAGACACAGCUCACUCCAACAAACAGAAAAAACACAAUGCCAGCAGUCCACCCCUCUUGGGCAGCCCUGCAAUAACAAACCAGUGUGCCUCUGCAGUGGAAGAAAAAAAAAUUCCGAAUGAUGUAAGGAUAAAGUUUGAACAUAACGGGGAAAGACGAAUUAUCCCAUUUGUCCGUCCCGUGCGCUAUGAAGACGUGCAACAGAAAGUGAAAACAGCCUUUGGCCAGCCACUGGACCUCCACUACAUGAACAAUGAGCUAUCUAUUCCUUUGAAAAAUCAAGAUGACCUGGAUAAAGCAGUAGAUCUCUUAGACCGAAGCUCUAAUGUGAAAAGCCUUAGAAUAUUGUUGCUGUCUCAGGACAGAAACCAUACCAGUUCUUCACCCCAUUCUGGAUUGCCCAAACAAGUCAGGAUUAAAACUUCCCAAUCUGUGGGGGAUGUGAACACACCCUAUCAGCAGCCAGAACCCAGAAGUAGGCAUCUGUCUGUCAGUUCCCAGAACACAGGCCGAAGUUCACCACCUCCUGGGUAUGUUCCAGAGAGGCAACAGCGCAUUGCUCGGCAGGGUUCCUACACCAGCAUAAAUAGCGAAGGCGAAUUCAUCCCAGAAACUAAUGAACAGUGUAUGCUGGACCCUUUAAGCAGUGCUGAAAACUCGGUGUCAGGAAGCUGUCAGUCCUUGGACAGGUCAGCAGACAGCCCUUCUUUUCGGAAAUCACGGAUGUCAAGGGCACAAAGCUUUCCUGAUAACAGACAGGAGUUCUCAGACCGUGAGAAUCAGAUCUAUGACAAAGCAGGGAAAGGUGGGACCUACCCUCGGCGCUACAACGUCUCCAUGCAGCACAAAGACUACAACGAUGGCCGGAGGACAUUUCCCCGGAUACGGCGUCACCAAGGGAAUCUUUUCACCUUGGUCCCUUCAAGUCGUUCCUUAAGCACCAACGGAGAAAACCUGGGCCUGGCGUUGCAGUACCUGGACCCCCGGGGGCGCCUGCGGAGUGCCGACAGCGAAAAUGCCCUUGGUGUGCAGGAGAGGAACAUUCCCACCAAAUCUCCGAGUGCUCCAAUUAACUGGCGACGAGGGAAACUGCUGGGCCAGGGUGCCUUUGGUCGUGUGUAUUUGUGCUAUGAUGUGGACACGGGCAGAGAGCUUGCAGCUAAGCAGGUCCAGUUUGACCCAGAGAGUCCUGAAACAAGCAAGGAAGUGAGUGCCCUGGAGUGUGAAAUUCAGCUGCUGAAGAAUCUCCAGCACGAACGUAUUGUUCAGUAUUACGGCUGCUUACGGGAUCGAGCAGAGAAGACCUUGACCAUCUUCAUGGAGUACAUGCCAGGGGGGUCAGUGAAAGACCAGCUGAAGGCGUAUGGUGCUCUCACGGAAAACGUAACCCGGAAAUACACUCGCCAGAUUCUUGAGGGAGUCUCGUACCUUCACAGCAACAUGAUCGUGCACAGGGACAUAAAGGGAGCCAAUAUUCUCCGUGACUCUGCUGGGAAUGUGAAGCUUGGGGACUUUGGGGCCAGCAAACGGCUGCAGACAAUCUGUAUGUCUGGAACAGGCAUCCGCUCUGUCACUGGCACGCCAUAUUGGAUGAGCCCAGAGGUGAUCAGCGGAGAAGGCUAUGGAAGAAAAGCAGACGUAUGGAGCCUCGGUUGUACUGUUGUGGAAAUGCUGACAGAGAAACCACCCUGGGCAGAGUACGAAGCCAUGGCAGCCAUUUUCAAAAUCGCUACCCAACCAACCAACCCCCAGCUCCCCUCUCACAUAUCAGAACAUUGCCGGGACUUUCUAAAGCAGAUCUUUGUGGAAGCCAGGCACAGACCCUCUGCUGAAGAGCUGCUCAGACAUCAGUUUGCACAGCUCCAGUACUGAAUUACCUCCCUUGCUAGCAGCUCCUGCUGGGCUUUCGGUGCCCCGUCUGGUCUAGUUGCAACUGCCCGUUGUGGUGCUGCAUCUUCAAAAUACCAACUCAGCUGUCCUAGUCCUUUGGGGAAGUUAUGCCAAGGAACCUAGGGUCUGCUCUUGUGCCUGAUACCUUUGUUUGCUGGACUAAUGUUUAUUCCACCGACAGCUGUCCAAACAGCGCUGCAUUUUUGCCCUUGAUGUGAAAUUGCAGCUGGUCGCAUGUUUUCUGCAGGCCCAAGAAUGGGAAUGUAAGAAGUGUCUCGCUGGUUGAACGUA